AGCAUGUUGUUUACAUCCGCCUCGAUAAAGUUCUGCUGAGCAGUAUUACAACCAAAGACAGUUGUUGCUGCGAAGGGACGCUGCAGCUUGUGUGGACAUUACCAAACGGUGCUUUGGGUGCUGAUUAGGUGACAUUCAGCCAUGGCUGAAAAACCAACGGGGGAAAUCCAGCUACUGAGAAGCCUGAAGAUUAAACUAAUAUCUAUCCUAAGUGCUGACGCUGACUAUGUACUGCAGUGUGCGGACUCUCACUUUCUGCUGUCCCGCCGUGGCUACCAGCAGGUUAAAGCUGCCUCUGUUUCCAGUGAGAAGGUGAGGGAUCUGCUGGACCAUGUCAUCGAGAGAGGGCCGGAGGCAGCGCAGGGUCUUCUGGAACUGCUGAAGGACAAUGAGAUGCAAAAUACCUUCCCAUUACUUGCUUUCCUCAAGGACACACAGCUACCUGCAGGUAAAGAAACAGCUGUGAAGAGAAAAGAAACUACUGAGUCAGAAGACAGCCCCCCUCCUAAAAAGAUAUGCCAGAACAGUCCUGAUUUGGUGACGGAGAGGCAGCUGAUGCUUGUGGCUCGUACUAUUGGACGCUCCUGGAAGGAGAUUGGCAGACUGGCACUGAGUGUCCCCUCUGUGAAAUUGGAGCAAAUUGAGGAGGACUGUCCAAACAACCACGUGGAGCGAGUAUUUGCCAUGCUGCGUUACUGGUGUGCAUGCAUGCGGGAAAAUGCCACAGCUGCUCACCUGCACUCCCUGCUCAGCCAGGGAGACUGGGCACUGUCAAGUGAAAGCAUAGACUUCCUGUUGAAGAAAAGUUGACAACCUCACAAACUGCUCUUGUGCUAGAGAUAAACUGAAACUUUUUGUAGGAAAGGUGAAUGCGACAUCAUUUUCUUGACUCUUACCCCAAUUCAAACAAAAAUACUCUUAAUGAUUCAACAAAAGGAAGUCACACUUCAAGGUUUAGGACAAUGACAUUUUCAAAUUACUUGUCUUAAACCUAUGUACAAAUGUAAAAUUACAUUUGAAACCCUACAUUCCUUGGGCAAGAUGCUUCAUGCUCAAGGAUGGUUUGUCCUUCAGCACACCUAUAUGUCCAUAUCAGGACCAAGAAAUGCCAAGUAAACACAUGAAAAAAAUAGUAUUUGCAACUCUCGGGAGCUGCUGAGAUUCAUGUGAGUACAGGAAGUCCAUGGAAUUAAAAAAUAUGAAGAGAGAGACAAUGUUAUAACUAUCACUUUUUA
This is a messenger RNA of Lampris incognitus (smalleye Pacific opah), 1235 nucleotides long. RefSeq lists its product as uncharacterized. Gene Ontology annotation, molecular function: protein binding. Gene Ontology annotation, biological process: regulation of apoptotic process; signal transduction. The record is from RefSeq and is a predicted model, not a curated record. Bases 142 to 810 code for a protein of 222 amino acids. NCBI's taxonomy places the organism in Eukaryota, Metazoa, Chordata, Actinopteri, Lampriformes, Lampridae. The transcript has 4 exons.